UCAAUUCUCAUAUACAUUUCUUCGCUCUCACCGCUCUACUAUAUACUACGACUAAAUACUAAUACUACUCCCCGUGAAGUCACGUGCCCGUCCCGUCCCCGCACGUGCCGCGCCCCCUCGAACCGUGUGGAAGCCGCAGGGGUGGGCCCACCACCAGGCAUCUUAACUUGUGCCCCAGCAUAUCCUACCACGUGUCCCUCAGCUCAUGCCCACGUCGGCGAUGGCGGCAGCGGCAUACAUUCGGCCGAAGCGCGCGUCGGCCCCUCUUGAUGCCGCCGCGAGGGCCCGCCUUCGCGGCGACGAAGUGGCGAUGGGCGGGUACGACAGCAGCGGCAGCGAGCACGCGGCGCUCUCCGGCCUCAUCCACGCAUUCUUCGAGAGUGAGGCGGGCGGGGGUGACGCCGUCGACGGCGCUGCUGCGGCAUCCGUGGCGGCGGCGACCGCGGUCGAGGAUUCCGACGGCGGGGAGGAGUCCGACGCGGAGGACGGCGAUCGGGCCGUGAAGACGGCCGAGGAGGUGAGGGCGCUUCUGGGUGCCGCCGGCAAGGGCGAUUCCUUCCGGAUUCGGCUGACGGCCGACGUGUCGGCUGCGGUGGAAGCGCUGGCGGCAUUCCAGAGAAGCCGGUCGGCGUUCUGCCGCGCCGUGAUGGCCCGGCUGCGCGAGUGCGGCUACAAUGCCGGGCUCUGCAAGGCGCGGUGGGACGGGUCGAAGGGAAUCGCCGCCGGCAACUACGAGUACAUCGACGUCGUUGCCGCAGCUACGGCCGACGACGGCGUCGGGGGCAGAAGGUACAUAAUCGACGUCGGGUUCGCGGCGGAGUUCGAGCUGGCGCGGGCGACGGAGGAGUACGGGCGGGUGGCGGGGGCGCUGCCGGCGGUGGCGGUGGCGCGGCCGGAGGAGGUAAGGCGGGCGGUGAAGGCCGUGGCGAAGGCGGCGCGGCGGUCGCUGCAGAGCCGGGGGCUGAGCGUGCCGCCGUGGCGGAAGCGUCGGUUCAUGGCCGCCAAGUGGCUCGGCCCCUACCGCCGCACCACCAACCCCCUGCCGGCCUCCGCGGGAGCCGCUGCGGUCGCGGUCGCGGCCGCUGGCGGCGGCGACGUUGUUUGCCGCGCGGUCGGGUUUGCGGCUCCGCUGCCGCAGCCCGAGAGGCCCUGCUAUUAUUAUUAUUAGAUAGAAGAUAGAUAAAAAUGUGUAUGUAAAUUUUCUCGACUAUAUAGUCUACUAGCCAUUUUGAAAUAAGAUUCUUCAAUUUAUUUUUACUUAAUAAAUUAAAAAAAAUUAUAGCAUCUUAUUCCAAAUUGGCUUAUAGUUGAGAAAUAUAUAUAUUAUUAUCUUUUAUCUUUUAUUUAGAUACUAUAUUAUUAUUGUAACAUUUGAAUAGUAGAAACUAGAAGAUGGAUCGAAUAUGCGGCGGAGGGUCGGAACGAGAAGGUGUAGAGUAGUGGGGGAUUGAGUUGGUGAGCGGCGCAAGAUAGCGCGGAUGGUGUCACUGUGACGUGGCAUAUGGUGUACAGUGACUUGUGUCGCGUAAAGGUCCACACGGGAGGAGGAAUUAACAACAUGGGGCCGUUUUGUUGAUAAGACCAUGUUGGGUAUUGGAUUAUGAAAUUGAUUAUUUCCUUGUUUAUAUAUAUUUUUUAUUUUAUUUUUUUAA
Messenger RNA from Ananas comosus (pineapple), 1652 nucleotides. RefSeq lists its product as uncharacterized. Lineage: Eukaryota; Viridiplantae; Streptophyta; Magnoliopsida; Poales; Bromeliaceae. The record is from RefSeq and is a predicted model, not a curated record. The transcript has 2 exons. Bases 206 to 1168 code for a protein of 320 amino acids.